CCGGAUCCCAGAGGCCACCACUGACAAGAACACAGCAACAACUACAACACAGUCUCUCCCAUCCCCAACAAAAAAUAACCAUCAUCACCACUCUCCACACAGCCUAGAACUUGAUAACAUGAUUGAUUGAUUGAUUGAUGCUCGAAUCUUUUAUGGCCUCGGCUGAUGGCGACGACGACGACGACGAAGACAACAGCAGCUGCAACGGCAACGGCAACGGCAACACGGAGGAGCAGCAGUUGCAGCAGCUGCAGCUGACACAAUGCUGGUGGUUUAUGCUGCUCAUGCAACAGAGCAUCAUACAGCACAACAGCAGCAUGUUGCACGAAACAACAGCUGCAACAGCAACAACCACAACAACAACAACAACAACAACAACAACAACAACUACAACCACAACAACAACUAAUGCAAAUGUUGCACGCAGCAGUCGCCGCAAACGUUAAAAAAAAAAGAAAGAAACACCUGUCCGCACCAAACCCGCCCACCAGUUACAGUUGUUUUUUUUUUUUUUGCUUUUUUUUUUUAAUUUCGCCAACAUCUGAAGAUUGUCGAUUGUUCUAUAAUUCCAUUGCGAAUUAUGAUUAAAUAAUUAAUUUUUUUUUUUUUCUGUUUUAAAUAAAAAUGUCAAGCAUUUUCUACACGCAGUUUGGAGUGUAAAGUGCAUAGUUUAAACACACACACAUGUAAUUAACACACACCCACACACACACACACAUACAGACUUUGCAACUGUAAAGAAAAACAAAGCGUAAACAAAAUUGUUUGCCACCUUUUCUCUAAAAAAAAAAAACAAAAACUAAAGCGUUUCACUAUGUGUGUUGUAUAUUUUUUAUUAGAACUUCUAAGUAAUACACUGCAUAUGUAUAUGUAUAUGUGCAUAUACAUAUGCCUAAGUACAUAACUACGAUAAAUAUGUAUUCUAUAUAUUAUGAUACGUCUAAGAAACACAUGCAUACAUAUAUAUGUAAAACUACAACUAAAACUAAACCCUAAACUAAAUCUUAAUAUUAUAAAUACUAUUACACAAA
This is a messenger RNA of Drosophila montana, 1031 nucleotides long. Its product is annotated as hybrid signal transduction protein dokA-like. The transcript has 2 exons. The record is from RefSeq and is a predicted model, not a curated record. NCBI's taxonomy places the organism in Eukaryota, Metazoa, Arthropoda, Insecta, Diptera, Drosophilidae. Bases 138 to 446 code for a protein of 102 amino acids.